This is a messenger RNA of Chenopodium quinoa (quinoa), 2013 nucleotides long. RefSeq names its product probable transcription factor KAN2. Gene Ontology annotation, molecular function: transcription cis-regulatory region binding. NCBI's taxonomy places the organism in Eukaryota, Viridiplantae, Streptophyta, Magnoliopsida, Caryophyllales, Amaranthaceae. The transcript has 6 exons. Gene Ontology annotation, biological process: abaxial cell fate specification; regulation of DNA-templated transcription. The record is from RefSeq and is a predicted model, not a curated record. Bases 335 to 1522 code for a protein of 395 amino acids. Gene Ontology annotation, cellular component: nucleus.
UUUCUGAAACUUCUCUCUCUUUAUUUAUCUCUGGUUUAUUUUCUCUUCCUUCUUUCUUCUCAACUGUCGUUUUCUCACAUAUACUUCACACAAAAGAAACUACUCCUUCACUUAUAUUCACUUUCUCUCUCCUCCCAUUCUCUGAAACUACCCCCUCUUUCUCUCUCUUCAAUUCGAUCAUCUUCAUUAUUAACAUCAUCCAAACCCUUAGCUUAUACACACAAACAAACAAUUUUUAACUUGAUACUACUACUCCUCUUCCUCUUUCGCUUGGGUGUUCAAUUAUUAUUUUUUUUAAUUAUUGUUAUUAUUAUAAGCUUGAUUAUAAGUUUAUAUGGAGUUAUUCCCAGCUCAACCAGAUUUAUCCCUCCAAAUCAGUCCUCCAAACGUACCUAAACCCACUGCCGGAGUUUCCGCAACAUCGGACAUGGACUUAGCCUUCUGGAAACGCGCUUCCGAUAAUUCUAGAAACUCCAUCUCCGACAAAACCAACUCCUCCUUCGACCUCUCUUUAUCUCACCCAGUGGCGGCCUCCUCGGCCGCCACCGGGUCUAAUUUCCUCCAUCAUUACUACCACCAUCACCACCACCAGCAACAGCAGCAGCUGUACCAGCAACUACUGCAACAACACCAUCAAACUAAUUUCAAUAAUGGUAAUAGUAAUAGUAAUAAUGGAUUGGGCUCAGAGUUGGGCUUUUUAAGGCCCAUUAGAGGGAUCCCAGUUUAUCAAAACCCUCCACCGUCUUUUCCGUUUGCUCCACCAGGACUACCGCAGCCAAUGGACUCAACAAGUGUCGCCGCGGGUCUAGCUAAUGGUAACUUAGCUUCGCCCGCAUCGAAUCAUCACCAUCAUCAUAUACCUUAUCAGUCGCCUUCUUCUCAUCACCAUCAUCAUCAAGGGCUGAUGAGAUCAAGGAUUUUUUCGAGGUUUCCGGCGAAACGUAGCAUGAGAGCUCCUCGGAUGCGCUGGACUUCAACUCUUCAUGCUCGUUUCGUUCACGCCGUUGAACUCUUGGGUGGCCAUGAAAGGGCAACGCCAAAAUCAGUACUUGAGCUCAUGGAUGUCAAGGAUCUUACCUUAGCUCAUGUCAAGUCCCAUUUACAGAUGUAUAGAACGGUAAAGACAACAGAUAGAGCAGCUGCUUCUUCAGGGCAAGGGGAUGCGUACGAAAAUGGUUCGUCGGGCGAUACAUCAGACGACAUGUUUGGGAAUGUGCAAAGCAGUAGAAGUUCGGAGCGACCGACUCUUCCGCAUGGAAGAUCGUCGCCAAAUAUGCACCAAGAAAAGGAUUAUAAUUCUCAUGGACUUUGGAGCAAUUCUUCAAGCAGGGAAGCUUGGUUGCAUAGCAAACCUAAGGAUUCCUCAGGAAACAACAUGCAAUGUCAAUCUUCUCUCGAGAAGGAGCUAGAACCGAAAUGUUUAAGCUACGAGAGAUUAUCAGAAGUAAGCUCAUCAAACAUAAUAUCAGGAGAUCAUCAAACAAGUCCAACAAAGCCAAAUCUGGAGUUCACCUUGGGGUAAGGGUGGCAAUUCGGGUCAGCAGGUCGGGUUCGGGUCAGAUUUUGGGUCGAUUUCGGGUUAUGCUUAAAAACUAUUAAAAAUAGUGUAAAACUUAAUAUUAUUACGAAAUAUGAAAUUUGGGUCAAAUUAGGUUGUUCGGGUUCGGUUCAGGUCGGGUUCGGGUCUCUCUCAGUAACUUCGGAUCGGGUUCGGGUUGAAUUUUCGUGUCGGGUCAGGGUUUGCCAGCCCUACCUUGGGGAGGCCACUUUAACUUAAAUUAAUUUUUUAGGUUUCUUCAAAUUUAUUUUUUUGGGAGAAGAGAACAAAUAUAAUGAUGAUAAAAUGAGUAUGAAGAAAUAUAAUAGGGAAUACAAAAACUACUCAUUUUGAAAUGAUUAUAGUCUUCUUAACUGAGCUGAGCCAGGUUGAUUGAGAAUCAGGUACUCUCUGGUUGAAAUUUCAGAGCCAGAAAAAGAAAGGUGGAAAAAAGGAGAAAAAAAAAGGAAAAAAGG